Molecule: messenger RNA, 1326 nt
Organism: Callorhinchus milii (elephant shark)
Lineage: Eukaryota; Metazoa; Chordata; Chondrichthyes; Chimaeriformes; Callorhinchidae
Product: leucine-rich repeat transmembrane protein FLRT3-like
Molecular function (GO): protein binding
Source: RefSeq, a predicted model, not a curated record
AUGGCGGCUCACAAGCACAUGAACGUGGGUCGCCAGGCUACUCAAGCGGACGGACCAUUCGACCACAUCUGUACCUCGGCGUUUGCCGCCAUGACCUCGGGGAGAUGUGCUUGGCUCGUAGUUGCUCUGCUCUUCAUUGCUCCAGCGGACACGUGCCCAUCCGUUUGCCGGUGCGAUGCAGACAGUGAACUCGUCUACUGCAAUGACAAGAACUUGACUUCGGUUCCGAGUGGAAUACCUGAGAACACGCACGUGCUGUAUCUCCAAGAUAACCUGAUUACUGCGGCUGGGAUUCCUCUUGCGGUAAAGAAUUUGACUAAUUUGAAAUUGCUAUAUUUGUACGGAAAUCGACUAGAGUCCUUCCCAAUAAAUCUACCAACAGGUCUACUAGAACUACAUCUGCAGAUGAACAAAUUACAUAGAAUAUCCAGAGAGGCUCUUUCACAGAUUCGUCUGCUGGAAAAGCUUCACCUUGAUGACAAUGAUCUUGCUACGAGUGAGAUUGAGCAAGGUGCUUGAGAAUUAAGUUAUAUUAAAGGUUUGUAUUUCUCCUCUAAUCAAUUGUUGUCUGUGCCUUAUGACCUCCCGAAAAGUUUGGAAGAACUACAACUGGAAAGCAAUCGAAUCACAACAAUAUUGGAAGAUACUUUUGAAGGAAUGGUGAACCUAAAGCAUUUAAAUCUGGACUGGAAUGCAUUAACGAGUGAAGGUAUUCAUGAUAGUUCAUUUGCCGACCUUACAGAGCUGGAAGAACUGUCGUUAGCAAACAAUUUACUAACUUCACCACCAAGAAUUUUGCCAGGAACGAAUUUGCAAAAACUGCAUUUGCAACAUAACAACAUCACAACAAUUCCAUCAAACUCAUUUUUGUCUUUACAUAACCUUGUUUACCUUGAUUUAUCAGAAAACCACAUAAAGAGUUUGCCCGUUGAAGCCUUUAGUGGACUGAACAACCUGAAACAACUCACACUUCAGAACAAUCCAUGGUUGUGUGACCGCAAGCUCCUGUUGCUCAAAGACUUCUUGGAAACAAGUACUGUGCAUGUGAAUGGAUUUAUUUGCAAUGAACCACACUACCUGAAAGGUGAAACUUACAAGGCAAUAAGACCUGAAAUGUUGAACUCUCGCAACGCCAAGCUGUCUACAUCUUUAAUGGACCAAACCAUUUUAGCUGACCAAGGUCUUCCCAUUCCAGUGGCUGGUCUCUUAGGAGGAAGCGUUGCCUCUGUGCUGGUGUUGGUGCUUCUCGGUGCUCUGUGCUGGUACUCGCACAAAACUGGCCGCUACUUUGUUACACGCAGGGCACCCGGAAGGCAUCCCGCUUGA